AUGGAGUCAGUUGCCGCGGAAGAAGCGGCGUCUAAGCCGCUCCACGCGGUGGUAUGCGGGGGAGGCGUUAUCGGCGCGUGCACUGCGUUUUACCUGGCGGAGAAGGGGGUCAAAGUAACGGUCGUCGAGAAGUGCCACGUGGCAUGCGCUGCUUCUGGAAAGGCGGGUGGGUUCCUUGCAUUGGAUUGGUGCUCCGGCCCUACUGGGAAGCUCGCACAGCUGAGCUAUCGUCUUCACGAGCAGCUAGCACAGCAGUUCGGUGACUGUUACGGUUACCGCAAGGUGCACACGCUCAGCCUCCAGGUCGCCGAGCCCAAAAAUUCGUCUGGCGGGCAGCGAACAAAGAACUCCACGCUGCCUGGAUGGAUAGACGGGCCAGUGCGGGGAGUCCAAACGAUGGGAUCGCCAGUCACAACUGCCCAGGUUCACCCACAACUGUUCACAGAGACUCUACUUAGAGUGGCUGGGGAGAGGCAUGGGGUGGAGGUACAACUGGGGGAGGUUCAAGAGGUUGCUGUGGCGCCAGUGGGGGAUGCUGCUGCUUCCUCUAAAGUCACUGGUGUGAUUGUAGAUGGUGCUACAGUGCCAGCUGAUAUUGUGCUGUUUGCACUGGGUCCUUGGUCCGGCAAGAAUCGUCUCAUAGCACGGCUGGGCCAGAUUACAGGGCUGAAGGCGAACAGUGUCGUGACCCAGAAAUUUACCCCCGGCCAUCGGGGGAAGUUUACCUCUGUUGUCACAGAAGGGGAUAAUUACCUUCCGGAUAAUCCUGAGGAAAUCACCACCACCCCAGGCGUCCCAGAGUUCUUAAAACGAGUUGGAGCCACAGUGUCGUCGGCACUAUCAGAUGUGACUAUAGUGAAGGAGCAGGCGUGUUUCCUGCCAUGCUCCCAGGAUAAUGUGCCUGUAAUAGGCGCUGUGCCAGGGAUGCAAGGGGCGUACAUAGCAACGGGGCACACCUGCUGGGGCAUUCUGAACGCCCCUGCUACAGGCCUGGCUGUAGCAGAGCUGGCUGUGGAUGGCAGGGCUAGCUGUGUGGACCUUAGACCCUUUGACCCUGCUAGCCUGGGCGGACCCCACUCUCCCACUGCUUCACUGCGCUCAGCCUCCCUGUCCGUUCUCCCUUUCAAAUGCCCCCCCGUGGCCUUCCUCUCCCUGUCCCGCUCCCCCUGGCUCCACUCCUCCCCCCCCUGCUCCGCCCAGGCGGGGGCCACAGCGGAGGACCUUCAUUUCUUCCAGCAGCUGGGAGAAGCGCUGCUGCGGGCGCAGACACGUUAUUGCCUCGUUGAACCGCCUCUGCCUGCGUGGGGGGAAGAGAGGGGAAGAGGGGGGGGAAAGGGGGGGAGAUGGGGGGAGAGGGGGAAGAGGGGGGGAGAGGGGAGGAGAGGGCGGGAGAGGGGGGGAGAGGUUGCAGCCCGCCCCUCUGAAUACCUGCACGGAUGGGCGCACGGGGAUGGGCGCACGGGGAUGGGCGCACGGGGAUGGGCGCACGGGGAUGGGCGCACGGGGAUGGGCGCACGGGGAUGGGCGCACGGGGAUGGGCGCACGGGGAUGGGCGCAUGGGGAUGGGCGCACGGGGAUGGGCGCACGGGGAUGGGCGCACGGGGAUGGGCGCACGGGGAUGGGCGCACGGGGAUGGGCGCAUGGGGAUGGGCGCACGGGGAUGGGCGCACGGGGAUGGGCGCAUGGGGAUGGGCGCAUGGGGAUGGGCGCAGAGGGAUGCGCGAGAAGGUUGGCGCGGCUCUUAUCGAAUGUGCUCUUAUCCGAUGUGCUCUUAUCGCCCCUCACUUAGUCGUCCGCCACCUGCGCCCGUAG
Closterium sp. Naga37s-1 is the source of this 1812-nucleotide messenger RNA. The record is from the annotation of a GenBank genome assembly. Lineage: Eukaryota; Viridiplantae; Streptophyta; Zygnematophyceae; Desmidiales; Closteriaceae.